AUGCGUGACGCAGCGGCACCGCGGCAGGUUGCCUGCCAGGGAUGCAGCACGGACACCAAAACAACCCUCCAAUGCCCGCUGUGUCAAGCAGAGGCAGUGACGGACCGCGGCUUCUUUUGCUCGCAGGAGUGCUUCGCCAAGCACUGGCUGGAGCACCGCAACACCCUCCACAAGAGCGGCGUGGUACAGGAGAAAAAGCGCCAGCCGGCUGCCGCCCCCGCAGGGGCAGUGGUGAAGGGUCGCAAGACGCAUGGUGGCAAGCGUGCCCGCACAGGCGGUGAAGCUGACAGCGGCACUGGUGCGGGCACGAGCGUCGAUAAGGACGCCUCCGCUGAGCGGCGCUUUGCCCCCUGGCCGCCACUGCCCAACGCGGCCGUGUGCAGGGAGAAGAAUUGGGCGCAGGUAACCCCGGAGUUGCCGCUUGACGUGCCCCGUGCAGUCGUGCGCCCUCGCGUGACGGAGGCGGCAAAGGGCGGCGGUGCCGAACAGCCGCCGCUGUGCUGCCUGUGGUCCGCGCUGCUGGCUGCCGCACAGUACGUGGCGUUCUCUGUGCAGCGCACGGCGGAGCCGUCGGGCAUGCAGGUGCUCGUCGUAGCGGGCGACGUGUAUAGCGCUCACGCCUUUGCGUGGGCAGCGCGGUGUGUGGGCCUCACCGGCAUGCUUCAACUUGCUGUCUCAGAGCCGCCGGCUGAAUCGAGCGCCACCGCCGCCAGCAGCAACGAUAACGCCACGGCUACGUCGCCCUCCGACUACUUCACGUCUCAGCGGCGUAUCGUCAUCGCCACAUCAGCGGUGGUGCGCGCCUCAGCACUGGCGCGAGCGUCCUCGUCGACGGCGGUGAGCGGCGCCGCGUCGCUGUGGCUGACUGGGGCGCCGUCGCACUCCCUGCUGGUUACCCUCCCCGACGUCGUGGACGCCGAGGAUCUGCAGGGUGUGCAGACCCGAGCCGUGUUUUUUGCAGGACUGGCCGACGCCACGAGCAAUGAGGCGGAGAAGGACGACGAGAACGACGAUGUGGUGUCGUACACCUACACCCCUGUCGAGGUGGUGUGCGAGGAUGGGCAACCGCUGUGCUGGACGCCAGUAGCGCUCUCCGCCCCUGGCUCCUCGACGCCAAUCAGCAGCGCCGCUGCAGGCGGAGACUCAGCAGCAGCGUCAGCGGCCACUCCACUGGGGCCGUCCGCGGCAGCCGCCCUGCGCUUGGACGAUGAAAUCUGUACGUGCUUCGUGAAUGGAGACAUGGCCGGCGCGCUGCAGCGACUCGUGCGGUACUUCCAGCAUCAGCCAGGGCUCCUAGAGUCGAACCUGUACUACACACUGUGCUGCAACUGGGGUGCCGCCAACCUCGCCCACGCGCAUCACCGCCUCGCGUACGUGGCUCGCUUCUUGUGUGACCACUCUAUGCGCUUCGAGGCACGCAAGAACGCCACCCUCGCCGACGCGGCCCUCCGUGCGAUAGCGGCCGUGUGCCGACUGCUGCCACGCAUGGCGGACGUCGAAGCGGAAGCAGCAGUAGCGGCGGCUGACGCAUCUGGCAAAGAGAGCCCCGAAGACGUCGCCGCAACAAACAAGCCGAAGAAGCGCAGGCUACAGAAGAGUGAGGCAGCAGUGGCGCCGGUGCCUGUCGCCACGGCGUCGCCGUACGCGCCAUCACUCGCCUCCACCACGCGCCCCAUACCGGCCGUCGCCAGCGGCGUCAGCUCACCCUCGGCGCAGGAGGUGGACCGCUAUGCGAACUACUACACUCACCUGCCCAACCUGCAGCUACAGGCGACGGUGUGCUAUCUAUACCCCAUCGCCUCUCCAGCUGUGCUCGACACCUUCGCCAUGGCGUGGGGACUGUACCGGUACCUCCCUGGCCCGAGCAGCCUCGACGGCGCCGAUCGCUCCCGCAGCGCGGCGGUACUCCGCGUCCGGAGGCGCUUUACCACGAAGCUCGACAGCGCCAACGGCGUCUUCUUCUCCAUUCUAAUGCACCUCGUGUACGACGCCGUCGGCCCGUACUCGCUCCCUGUAGACGAGGUGAGCCGCCGACUACAGUGGGACCUAACCCUCGCCCACGAUGCCGGGUCGCUGGAGGCGUACCUGCGCUGCUGUGGCCUCCUCGUGGCGGACGACGGCCUGCUGCUCCCCACCUCGAGCAAGCAGCGGGUGCGGAAGAUGAAGGAGAGAAGCCACGCUGCGUCGACGCCAGCGACACUGUCGAGUCGCCUCAAAGGGUCGCGCGAGACGACGCAGUCGCGAACGGAGAAGCUGCGCUGCUUCGCGGUCAAGUCGAUGGCCGGCACGGGCGGUACAGCAGCUGCGGCGGCGAGCGGGAAUUACGGCGUCAUUCAGCUCCCUUGGAAAAUGUUCCCCAUCACGGGUGAGCGGCAGCGACAGGUAGCCCGCCUGCACCAGGCUGCCGUGGAGGAGGUGCUGAUGGCCAUGCCGCGCAUUCCACGCCCAAUGUACAUUGGCGACGUUGGCAAUCUUAUCGGCAAGUGGCUGCACUUCAACUCACGCUUUGAUGGCACGCUCGGUGUGAGCCUUCAGGUCUUCCUUGAGCAGCACCCAGAGGCGUUCAGGGUACUCGACAACGUAGUCACGCGCCGCACGGCUGGCACGACGGAGCCGGUUCGCAUCCGCUUCGACGGCGACGACGAACACGACAACGGCGACAGCGACGAGGAUGCCGGCCGCUCCCGCAAGACGCGCGACCGGCAGUUGCUGACCGGGCAACGGCGCACCAAGGACGGAAAGAAUGGCUCCAUCGAGCUGCCUGCGCGGGCACGCAAGAAGCGCGCCAUCAAGGCGUUCAACAAGGAGCGGUUUAACCGCAACUACAAGUCGAUCGACCCCUCGGCGCGUGUGCCAGGCUACAUGAAGCAUGGCCCACGUCGCAUCAAGGGUCGUGGCAAGAAGGCGAACAAGCGCGUUACGAAGCGCGGCUCGUAG
Leishmania braziliensis MHOM/BR/75/M2904 is the source of this 2937-nucleotide messenger RNA. RefSeq lists its product as hypothetical. Bases 1 to 2937 code for a protein of 978 amino acids. The transcript has a single exon. NCBI's taxonomy places the organism in Eukaryota, Euglenozoa, Kinetoplastea, Trypanosomatida, Trypanosomatidae. The record is from RefSeq and is a predicted model, not a curated record.